Molecule: messenger RNA, 1573 nt
Organism: Uranotaenia lowii
Lineage: Eukaryota; Metazoa; Arthropoda; Insecta; Diptera; Culicidae
Gene: Syx17
Product: syntaxin-17
Exons: 3
Coding region: 171-1118 (315 amino acids)
Biological process (GO): exocytosis; intracellular protein transport; vesicle fusion
Cellular component (GO): SNARE complex; endomembrane system; autophagosome membrane
Molecular function (GO): SNAP receptor activity; SNARE binding
Source: RefSeq, a predicted model, not a curated record
UCGAUGACUGGUAUCAGAAAGGGAAAAAUCUUGCAAAACGAAACAAACAGCUGAAGGGGAACUACGCAUAAUCUGGUUCUUUGUUUUCGUGUUCAAAUUACCGUACCAAUCAGUAGAAAUUGAAAAUUCAAUAACUUCCCGGUGCUCCAGUUAAUCCACCCCAAAACGAAAUGGAUUCCUACGGGGAAAACGACAAAAUCCCGCUAAAGCUGGCGGAAAUAUCGAUCCAAAAGUUCAACCAAACCAUCCCCCAGUACCUGGGGCUGCUGAAAAAUCACAAAUGUAACAUCGAAAAGGCUGCCUCCCUGGCCGAUUGGGAUCGAAUCAAACGGGAACAGAUCAACGCGACCCGGGUGAUCAAACAGAUGAAGUAUCUGAUCCUGGAGAUCGAUAAAGUGCGGGCCCGGAUUCGGGAGGACGAUUUGGAUCGAUUCGACGAUGGCUGCGAGGGGGCCAAGAAGCAGGCCGUGGCAGGCAUGGGCGAAUACAUGGAUCUGCAGCAAAAAAUCUUCUCCCGAUCCCAGUCCUCCUACAGUCUCGAAGAUGACCUUCGCCAACAAAACCAGCAAAAUGACAUCCAAGACAACCAAUAUGGGGGCCAGCUCCGCCAAAUUCCUCAAAUUACCAGUGCAUAUGACGGGCAAGCCGAAGAACUGCGCCAAAGAGCCGAAUGUCUACGGGAAAUGGAAAACCUACAGCGCGAAGUCGAAGAAAUCCAGGACCUGUUCCAGGCGGUACACAAAAUGACCCACGGCCAGGCCGAAAUGGUUAACGCCGUCGAGGAGAACGUUGAAGUGACCCAGGUGCACGUGGAAGAGGGUGAGGCGAUGCUACGGAAAGCUCUCAAGUACAAGAAAGCAAUCUAUCCGAUGUGUGGGGCACUACUGGGAACCUGCAUCGGCGGCCCAAUCGGGCUGAUUGCGGGACUCAAAGCUGGCGGAUUGGCUGCUCUAGGGGGAGGUUUUAUCGGGUUUGCCGGUGGCAAUUACAUUAAAGCCGAAGACGGAACGGCGUUGGACAGUGUCGAUGCCGGAGAUCAAGGAAUUGAGGUGCAGGCCAAUGGCGAGGCACUGAUUGAACCGGAACCCAGCUUAGCUAUAUGUGAGCGGAAGCAAUGACGAUUGCCUUUUCUGUGCAGCGUUCAGUAGAUGCUGGGCAAGGUGAGAGAGGAAUAGAGAGAGAGCAGCGGAUCAUUGACGUUUUCGAAAUUCGUGACUACGAUCACAUCAAAGGCUUAUACGCGUAUUCGGUCAUCCGCACCUUCAUCUAUUGCUUGUGCAUAACAUCUACAGCAACUCGAUAUAGCACCUAAGAUUUACAUUCAUUGGGAAUCCGUCUGACGGUUUCCCAGUAACUAUUGAAACAAUAAGCAACCACUGGGGACGUGUCGCUUUUCCAGAACAAAACCAUUAUCGAAUACACACACGCCUCGUUGAUAGUCCAUGGACAAAUAUUGAUAUUACGUGUUACGGUUAGUUGAUAAUAGAAACUUUUCUUGGAAAAUAUCGUUUAUUUCCAACCAGUUUUUUUAAUGAUAAAGUAUGACAAAGAAUAAUAUAUGUAGAAAUGAAAA